Messenger RNA from Oryza brachyantha (malo sina), 1080 nucleotides. Its product is annotated as stem 28 kDa glycoprotein-like. The coding region runs from base 47 to 814 and encodes 255 amino acids. The transcript is spliced from 2 exons. Gene Ontology annotation, molecular function: acid phosphatase activity. Lineage: Eukaryota; Viridiplantae; Streptophyta; Magnoliopsida; Poales; Poaceae. The record is from RefSeq and is a predicted model, not a curated record.
UCCUCUGCAGCUCUCUGCUCAAUAAGGGUGGUGUGUGUAGGCGACAAUGGCGACGGCGAGGUUGCUCCUCCUCCUGGCGGUGGCGGCAGCGGCGGGCUCGGCCUGCUUCUGCAGCGGCCAGCAAGCGACGCCUGCGCCGGCCACGCCCCCGCCCCCGCCCCCGCCGCCGCCGUACUGCGGCAGCGUAAGGAUGGCCGUGGAAGCGCACAACAUCGUCGGCUGGAAGACGGUGCCGGCGGAUUGCGCGGAGUACGUCGCCGACUACAUGUCCGGCGAGCGGUACGAACGCGACUCCGGCGUCGUCGUCGACCAGGCCAUCGCCUACGCGGAGAGCAUCAAGGUCUCCGGCAAGGGCAAGGAGAUCUGGAUCUUCGACGUCGACGAGACCGCUCUCUCCACCCUGCCCUACCAAGCCAAGCAUGGCUACGGAGCUCAGCCAUACGACCAGACGAGCUACCUCCAGUACGUAGCCGGGGAGAGUUCGCCGGCGCUGCAGGGGACACUGCGGCUGUACCGGCGGCUGCUUCAGCUCGGCAUCAAGCCGGUGUUCCUCACCGACCGCACCGACGACCAGAGCGCCGUCACCACCCACAACCUGCUCCAGCAGGGCUACUGCAGCUGGGAGAAGCUGCUGCUCCAGCCGGCCGGCCUCCAGACCUCCACGCAGGCGUUCAAGACCGGCGAGCGUCAGAAGCUGGUGGCCGCCGGCUACGCCAUCGUCGGCAACAUCGGCGACCAGUGGAGCGACAUCCUCGGCUCGCCGGAGGGCUGCCGCACCUUCAAGCUCCCAAACCCCAUGUAUUACGUUGCCUAACUGAUUGGUUGGUGGUGCCAUUGCUAGCUUGGCGAGCUAGCUAGAGUAUACAGUUUAUUGAUGGAUCCGUAACUUGCGUGUGUUUCAUAUUCUACGUGAUUCCUAUUCAUGAACUGUCUGAAGUAGUUAACAUGUAUGCUUGAUUUCUUACUUUGUUAGCUGUUGACGAGAUGAGAUUUAAAUAAAUUUGUAAUAGUGCUUGUUUCGCAGUUGGCCAUGGAUUGAAGGAUGUAUUAAUGUAUGUAUUUCAGCAAUAAAUAGUGGAA